CUUUAGAGAACGACUUACUGUGUACAUGCUCUGACGCCAUUUUUGCCGAUUAUUCGUAGAGUGUUUUAAGUGAUUUAUUUUGAGAAAUUUUGUGGUCUAUAUUAUACCAUUAUGUUUCCAAACUGGGGUAAUAUGCAAGGAGGUUAUGCAAUGUAUGGACAAGUAAAUCCUGGUUACCAACAGCAGGUGCUUCAAUGGCAGCAGAUGAACCAAAUGACGGGUGCAGGUGCACAGCAAUGGGGAGCGUAUGGCCAGCCACCACUGCCAACCGGCGGAGAGGCAAAACCACCGCCACCAGAACCCUCACCUGACGAAAAACCUCCACUCCCUCCCGAUCCGCCACCAGAUGGGACAGCCACAGAGACUAAGGAAACAGAGAUGAAACCUGUAUCUGAUGCAGAAAAACAGAAACUGUCCCAGCUUCAGCAACAAGCAGCACAAUGGCAACAGCAAAAUUGGACACAGCAACAGCAGGGAUGGAGUGAACAAGGAGGCAUGCAUCCACAAGGAGGUUUUCAACAAACCGGAGGUGUACAGCAACCAAUGGCCGUGUCUCAACAGGCCAGCAUGCCACAACAGCCGGCCAUGCCACAGCAAACCAGCAUGCAACAACAGCCAGGCAUGCAACAACAGACAAGCAUGCAGCAACAGCCAGGCAUGCAACAACAGCCAGGCAUGCAGCAACAGCCAGGCAUGCAACAACAACAAUCAACAGGAAGUGUCCAACAGAGACUGGAUGCUGUUCUGGAGGAGGAGAGAGCUUUUAACAUUCAGUAUCAGCAAUGGAAGCAACAGUUUGAUGAUUGGAUCGAACAAAAUCAGAAUCAUCCAAACAGGGAUCAGUUUCAUCAGUACCAGCAACAGUGGAUGACAUAUCAAAAACAGAUGGAUGAGAAAAGAUCCGACAUUAUGCGACGGAAGCAGAUGUUAUACCAGGAACAAAGUCCAACAAGUUCUGCUCAAGAUCAGUUCGGGGGUCCUCCUAGAGGACCAAGUCCUCGAGGCAGAGGAAUAAACCAGACGCCAGAACCCAGGGGUGUUCAAGCAAAUCGGGGAGGUAGACCAGAUUUCCGACCAAGAGGACCUCAACAUCAAAUGAACCAGUUCAGACCCCAAAUAAACAGAAAUCAAGGACCCAUGGGGAAUUUCAACAGCAGUUUCCAGGGUAUGAAUGAGGAGGAGGACUAUGAGGAGAAAGGGAUGGACUUAGAUGAGGAUGAAGAAUAUGAAGAGGAAGGGGUCCAUAUGAUGAACCAGUUUACACCCCGAGUACCAAAUGCUUCAGGGCCUCGGGGUCCUCGUCCAUUAGGAGGAAAUAAUAAAUUUGGAGGUCAGGAACAUCAGAACUUUGGUCGUGGGAUGGCAAGAGGUCAGAGACCUCCAAGGGGUCGGGGUGGAAGAGGUGGUCCAUGGAGUGGGAUGGGAAGAGGAGGCGGUCCCAUGCCUCUAAUGAGUAUGGACUUUACUGAUGAGAACCAAGGGGAGGAAUUUUAUGAGGAGCAAGAGGGUACAGAAGAGGAGUUUGAUAAUUCUUUCAAUAGAAAUCCAAAUAAUGUUCCCUCUGGACAAGCUAGGGGUGGGCCUAGAUUUGGAUUUAAUCGUGGUCAAGGAGACCCACGGUACAGAUUCCAGAGGAAUGACCCACAUCAACAGAACUUUAAGUCAGGUUUCAACACCCCAAAUCAAAAUCCAAGGUUUGGAGGCAGAAACAUGCAGAGUCCGGGACCGAGGUUUGGAUUCCCAGGAAAUCAGAACCCUCAGAGGGAUGGGUGGUCAGGACAUCAAGACGAUGCAAACAGUCGGCAGAGGGAUGGGUGGUCAGGACAAGAUGAUGCGAACAGUCGACAACAGCCCUGGCUUCAGAAGCAUCUUCAUGGAGGGGGUGGGAACCAUCCACAGUCCAUGACAGACAUAAAUCAAGAAAUGAAACUAGAGACCACAGAAGGAUCCAGUAACCACUCAGAGGCCUCCAAGAGUGCAGCCACUGAUGUGUGUGAUGAAAUAGAGGCACUGAGAAAACAGCAGGAGACCCUCAACCAACUUAAAAAGUUGGAGCAGAAAGUGGCUGAUUCUGGUGAAAAUAAAGAUCAAGACAAAAAAGAACCAGUCACACCUAAAAAGGAGCCAGAUUCCCCACAGAAAAAAACGGAUCAGACUGACAGCUCCAAAUCCGAGUCAGCAGAGAACGAUGCCAAGCAACAGCAGAAAUCUGAUGAAGUUUCCAGCAAACAAAGUGAAGGUCAAUCACUUCAACAAGGUCAAAAAGCAUCUAGUCCACAAGGACAAGCCCCUGGUCAAGCAGUCCCAAGGAUGACUGGCCCUAAUCUACAUGGUCCUAGAGGGCCAGGGCUAUUACAAGGUCCAAGAGGAUCUGGACCAAACCAACAAGGAGUCAGAGGACCUGGACCCAAUCAACAGGGUCCCAGAGGACUUGGACCCAAUCAACAAGGUCCCAGAGGAUUUGGACCUAAUCAACAGGGUUCCAGAGGACCUGGACCCAAUCAGCAGGGUCCCAGAGGACAAGGACCCAAUCAACUUGGUCCCAGAGGACCUGGACCUAAUCAACAGGGUCCCAGAGGAUUUGGACCCAAUCAACAAGGUCCUAGAGGACCUGGACCCAAUCAACAGGGUCCCAGAGGGCAAGGUCCUAAUCAUCAGGGUCCCAGAGGAUUUGGACUCAGUCAACAAGGUCCCAGAGGACCUGGACCUAAUCAACAGGGUCUCAGAGGACCUGGACCCAAUCAACAAGGACCUAGAGGACCUGGACCCAAUCAACAGGGUCUAAGAGGGCCUGGACCUAAUCAGCAGGGUCCAAGAGGACCUGGACCCAAUCAACAAGGUCCUAGAGGAUUUGGACCCAAUCAACAAGGUCCCAGAGGGCAAGGACCCAAUCAACAAGGUCCAAGAGGGCAAGGGCCCAAUCAACAGGGCCCCAGAGGACCUGGGCCUAAUCAACAGGGUCCUAGAGGGCCAGGACCCAUUCAGCAACAGGAACAAAAGCCUCCAGUUUCAAGCCAGCAUGGGCCACAAGAUAAUGCUUCAAAUCAGCAUGACCAAACCAGUCAGGAUUCAGAUCAAAUGGGUCCAGGACCAAAUCAGCAAGGACCUAGAGCACCUGGGCCAAAUAAUCAAGGACCCAGAGCUGCAGGUCCCAGAGGGCCAAGUCCAAUUGAGCAAAGCCCUAAUCAAAGACUCAGAGCACCUGGACCUAAUCAAGGACCCAGAGCACAAGGACCCAGAGUAUCAGGACCUAAUCAAUGGCCCAGAGGACCUGGCCCUGGUCUGGGGCCUAGAGCACCAGGGCCUAAUCAAGGAUGGAGAGCACCAGAAUCUAACCAGGGCCCUGGAGCAACAGAAAAUAAUCAAGGGCCGAGAGUUCCAGGACCAAACCAAUUUACAAAUGUCCCUAGUGAAUAUGAAAAUACAGCAGAAGAUGAUGAACAUACAAUUGACAGUGAAAAUUAUGAGAAUAAAGAGGAUGUAUGGCAUGCUCCUUGGGGACCAAAUUGGAGAGGGCGAGGUAGGGGCAGAAGACCCUACAGAGGAAGGGGAGGAGUAAUGCCGAGGGAGAUACAACCCCCGGAACAGGAAGAGGUCAUACCAGUGGGAGACCACCCUGACAAAUGGCAUAGAGAGUCAACUACAAAGAACAAGGAUUACUAUGACAGGGAACGAGAUGAAUACAGAGCACCACAUCCUGUUGCGGAUUAUGACAGGUAUGGUAGACGAGACCCUUAUGGACCUCCCCCGCCUGACCCCUAUUAUGACCGACGUGACCCUUACUAUGAUAGAUACGAACCCUACCACAGGAGAUUUGACACGUAUGGCAGACCUCCACCCCCACCUGAUCCAUACGAUAGGAGACCUUACUAUGAUUCCCACAGUAGACCUUACGAUUAUGGGCGCGAUUAUUAUGAACCCUACAGACCCCCACCCCCUGCUGAGGAACGACCUUACCAGAAGCCAGAGGUCAUUGAUCAUGCUCACAAGUCAUCAACAGAUUUCUUGCCAAAAGAGCCGGAGACGACAUAUGUGGCUCCACAGACUGUAAUAGACUAUGGCCAUGGUAGGAGUACAGAAGAAAAAGAAAGACCAGCUUCAGCCGUAGAUAGAGACAGAGACAGGUUCCGAGAUUUCAGUUCAUACAGAAGUCCGAGUCGAGAUAGAAGUGUUCAUGAGCCAAAGAUCGAGGUAGUGAAGGUAGAGGAACUGCUGAUUCAGCCUUGUCGCAGGACACGCCCACCUCAAAUUGUGGUCAUCCUACGGGGACUGCCCGGCUCUGGAAAAACCUACGUGGGAAAACUCAUUAAAGAUAAAGAAGUUCAUCAUGGGGGUGGGGCUCCUCGGAUGUUGUGUCUCGAUGAUUACUUCAUGACAGAGGUAGAAAAAACAGAGAAAGACCCAGAAACAGGGAAAAAAGUCAAGAAAAAGGUGCUUGAGUACGAGUAUGAACCUGAGCUGGAGAACUCGUACAGACAAAACAUGUUCAAAAGUUUUAAAAAGACGAUCGAUGAUGGUUUCUUCCCGUUCAUUAUCGUGGAUGCCGUCAACGAGAAAGUCAAACACUUCGAGGAGUUCUGGAGUUAUGCCAAGUCAAAAGGAUUUCAGGUGUACACUGCAGAAAUUGAAGCGGACAUUACAGCUUGUUCUAAGCGGAACACACACCAGAGAUCUAUAAAGGAGAUUGAAAAGAUAAAGAAAUACUGGGAAGAAACCCCAAGACAUUAUCUUCGUCUGGACGUCCGUGCUCUACUUCAGGAAGAUUCCAUUACAGAGGUUGAGAUGGAGAUGGAGGACGAUGAAGUCAAAUCAUCAGAGAAGCGUCGUAAGACAGACAGCGAUGAGGAGGAAGAUGUGAGGAUCGGAGGGGUUCAUAUUAAAAAAAGCAAAUGGGAAGUUGGAACAGAGGAAGAAUUAGAUAAAUUGGACGGUAUUGUCCAGAAGAAGAAGCGACGACCACCGUCCCCCGUGUCCAUUGACGACUUUUUGGGAGAGUACUACUCCAAACCUUUGGUUCCAGGACAGAAAAGGGUGCGCUGGGCAGAUGUGGAAGAGCGGAAGGAGCAGUUACGUCGCCGUGAAAUCGGCUUCGUGGUCGGUCAGACUCAGAGAGACUGGGAGAGGAUCACAGAUGAUACUUUUGCUGAUAGGCAACUCAAUAGAACUAAAUAUAUUUAAACAAUAAAAUCUAUUGUACUCUAGAAAGAGGGAUGCAGAUUAAAUAUGAAAUAUUCCGUGUCCUCUGAUACAGACUGAAGAGGAAUCGGUGAACCUGGAAAAAAAGUGUGCUCACAGAACGAACGACAACACAGGAUCUUAAAAAGAUACAUGUUAUAAAUGUAACUGUUUUAAUGUUAAUCAUUUAAUGCUUAUCUUGCUGAAAGGUUGCAAUUUUUAUCUAUUUAAGAAAUCAUGUUUACCAUUUUAAUGAUGUUUUACUAGUUUGUAAACAGAAUGUGGCUUGUCAUUUUCAGUGUUUUCAAUAGAAUAAAUGUGAUCGUCUUCAUUACUGGAA
Molecule: messenger RNA, 5515 nt
Organism: Ostrea edulis (European flat oyster)
Lineage: Eukaryota; Metazoa; Mollusca; Bivalvia; Ostreida; Ostreidae
Product: YLP motif-containing protein 1-like
Exons: 23
Coding region: 112-5178 (1688 amino acids)
Biological process (GO): regulation of telomere maintenance
Cellular component (GO): nucleus
Source: RefSeq, a predicted model, not a curated record